Molecule: messenger RNA, 540 nt
Organism: Guyanagaster necrorhizus
Lineage: Eukaryota; Fungi; Basidiomycota; Agaricomycetes; Agaricales; Physalacriaceae
Exons: 1
Coding region: 63-428 (121 amino acids)
Source: RefSeq, a predicted model, not a curated record
ACUUUUCACCACGACUAUUUAUUUAAUGAGCUCAAGGACUCAGGAAGCGCUUCUGCCCCAGAAUGACCGGUAAUAGUGCCUACAUUCUACCUCAGUAUCUAUAUUGCAUCCUUCGAAUCAUCUCUUUUCAAACUUCGCCUAGCCCUGGAGCGCAGAAUCUGACCAGGAGAUCUACAUUAUCGAGCCCCAGUCAGGAGACAUUACGUCAUGGCUCCUUCGAGCUCCCUUCAGAGAUUUCUAUUUUCCAUUGUCCGAACUGGUGGCCAUGUCGCCCUUUAGUUUCGCCGAUUCUGACGACCGCAGAGUUGUUCGUAGGCAAGAAAGAAACAUCAUUACUUCUCGUUGAAUUAGAGACAGGAAGAAUCAAGGCAACGUUGAACUCAAAGAUCUUUGUGUCCUUGGGAUCCAUUCGAGGGCUUUCAGGAUGAUGAUGAUUUGGAUUUGGAUGAGCUUGAAGGAAGCAAGCCCAAGCCCCUGCCACCUACGGAGCUGUUCGUUGAGAGCACAGGUGCGUUGCACCAAUACUCAUCACUAUUUUGG